Messenger RNA from Sclerotinia sclerotiorum 1980 UF-70, 1848 nucleotides. RefSeq lists its product as hypothetical. The transcript has a single exon. Gene Ontology annotation, molecular function: ATP binding; nucleic acid binding. NCBI's taxonomy places the organism in Eukaryota, Fungi, Ascomycota, Leotiomycetes, Helotiales, Sclerotiniaceae. The record is from RefSeq and is a predicted model, not a curated record. The coding region runs from base 1 to 1848 and encodes 615 amino acids.
AUGCUUCGGCCGAAGGCUGGCAAGUGCCUGCUCUGUUCGUUUAGAGCAGCUCAAAAACCCGUGAGCCAAAAAUGGCCCAGCAGAGCUUUGUCCAUGAGAACCAGAUUACCCAGUCGACCAAAUCGCAUGAGUCUGGCGGGCGCGGGAAAAGUGAGCUCUUCACCGACGAAAGAGGGACCUGCAAGACGAAAACAAGAUGGCCCAUUUGGAGGAAUGAAUCUGCGAGAGGCGAAAAUACGUGGAGUACCGGAACGACCAUCGGCAGCACAGGAACGACGAACAUCAAGGCUUGAUCACAGGGACCGGGAUGAUAAAAAGGACAGAGGGUUUCACGCAUUAAAGAUGCAGAGCCCUCUUGCGCCAGUUUCAUACGUAAGGAGGACAGAUAUAAAAGGGAGGAUGAAUGAAGUGCAAAGUUUUGAGCAAUUUGCGCUGUUGGACAGUGUGAAGCAGGCAAUUUUCCAACAGGCUCUUCCGGAACUCAAAGAACAUGUUCCAACACCCGUACAGAGAAUUGCAGUGCCGGCGUUACUUGGAGAUCAGCAAAGUAGGAGACCGAAGAGCGAGAUGGAGCAAUAUUUGAUAGCUGCGGAAACUGGAUCAGGGAAAACGUUGUCAUAUUUAAUACCCACGAUCAAUGCCAUCAAAGUUGCCGAGGCGAAGGAUGCUGAGGUCAAGGCUUACGAGAAAGAGUUACAAGAGGAGAAACUACGACAGAAUAACCUAACAUUGGUAUCGCCUCCUUUAUCGAAUAUGCCACAUCCUACCACAGGCAGACCAAGAGCUAUCAUACUUGUGCCGACCUCUGAACUGGUAACCCAAGUUGGAACACUUUUGAAGUUAUUUUCCCAUACGGUGAAAUUCAAAGCGGCCGUGAUAUCUUCUAAUUUCUCUGGAAAAGUCAUUCGUAACCGUCUAUUUUCUCCAUCCGGAAUCGAUAUACUUGUAUCUACACCUCAUCUUCUCUCCUCGAUUGCAGACUCCGAUCCAAACAUCUUGUCUCGUGUCACCCAUCUCAUAAUUGAUGAAGCGGAUUCACUCCUAGAUCGAGGGUUCUCACCACUUACAUCAGCCAUCAUCGACCGCGCUACUCCGUCUCUUGAAAAACUCGUUCUCUGCUCUGCAACUAUUCCCCGCUCUCUUGACUCAUUCCUCCGCAAACGAUUCCCUGAUAUAAACCGUCUCGUCACACCGAACCUACAUGCUAUUCCUCGACGUGUCCAACUUGGCGUCGUUGAUGUUGAACGUGACCCAUAUCGUAACAACAAGAAUCUCGCCUGCGCGGAUACUAUAUGGUCCAUUGGUAAAGCAGCUGCUGAACACGAUGGACCUGUCAAGGGAUUAAUGGAUGUAAAACGUAUUCUAGUAUUCGUUAACGAGCGCGAGAAAACCCAGGAAGUAGCUGACUACCUCGUAUCCAAGGGUGUGGAUGCAAUUGCUUUGUCCCGUGAUACUCCCGAGCAACGACAGAGUGAGAUGCUAGCAUCUUUCACCUCGCCCGCCAAGCUGAGCGUGGAGAAACCAGUGUCUCACCCUGGAUCUCUAUCAGACAACCAACCGAACUACGUGCCGUUUGGAGAGGUUGCUCCUCCAGUAAAGAGGCGAUUACCUAAUACGAAAGUUCUAGUUACCACUGAUUUAGGCUCUAGAGGUAUUGAUACGGUGGCUGUGAGACACGUUAUUCUAUAUGAUGUGCCGCAUUCUACAAUCGAUUUCAUCCAUAGAUUGGGUAGAACUGGACGUAUGGGAAGAAGAGGAAGAGGUAUAGUUUUGGUUGGCAAGGGAGAUAGAAGGGAUGUAGUCAAGGAAGUUAGAGAGGGAAUGUUCGAAGGCAAGGCGUUGAUCUAG